This is a messenger RNA of Penicillium egyptiacum, 338 nucleotides long. Lineage: Eukaryota; Fungi; Ascomycota; Eurotiomycetes; Eurotiales; Aspergillaceae. The record is from the annotation of a GenBank genome assembly.
AGUAGGAGUGAUGUUGCUGGCAUUCUCGGAAUUGGAUGGAAAAUAGAUGAUGACGAUGAAGACGGAAUCAACCCAUUGUUACCACUCCAGCCAACCAAAGGUGGGUUAUAUCCACAAACCCGAGCUCUGGUCAAAUGGAGAGAUGGGACUCGCACUGUCGAAGGAAGAUCAUUUAUCAGGCGAAUCACCAUGGGAUCAAGUCUGGACGGUGAUAAAACGAUUUAUCAGAAAGCCAUGGAAAUGGAGAAAGCCUACCGAGAGGACCAAGGCCUGGAUGAUUAUGAAGAUGAUGUCACAAGCCAGGAUCCUAAGGCUUCCGAGAAGCUACAUCGAUACAA